CGAUGGUAUCGUCCACUCCUCCGGAAACGCCGGCGACAGCACAAACCCCGUUGAAGGAAAGGCAGGUGGAGCUGAUUUGUCAGACGGAGAGGGUGGAAACUGAUAUAAAGUAACAACCUGUGCCACUUGGCAGACAUCAGCACAGUAUCAGAAACGCUGGACAAGCUUAAUCUCUUAGAUUUGAAUGGACAAGGCAGCCAGAAGUACACAGCCCAGGUAGUGAAGCCCGUUAAAGGUUCAGUGAUGCCUGUGAAGAAGAAGAGAAAGCUCCCAGAUGCAGAUGAUAAUGAGCGCAAAUGUAAAAUUCCGAGUUUCACCCGACCUCAGAUCCGUGGUGCAAGGCCGAUCAGCGCUGAGAAACCGUUCUCCAGUAAGAAGUGCCUGGCCUGGUUCCACGAGUACGCUGGCCCCGACAAGGUGGUCGGUCCAGAGGCCAUGGAAAAGUUCUGUGAAGACAUUGGAGUGGAACCAGAGAAUAUAAUCAUGUUAGUUUUAGCCUGGCAUCUAGAAGCAGCAAAUAUGGGGUUCUUCACAAAAGAGGAGUGGCUCAGGGGAAUGACGUUAUUACAGUGUGACUGCACGGAGAGGUUACAGGGCAAACUGGAUUACCUGCGCAGUGAGCUCAACGACUCUGUAGCCUUCAAAAACAUCUACAGAUACGCCUUUGACUUCGCCAGAGAUAAGGACCAGAGGAGUUUGGACAUGGACACGGCUAAAUCCAUGCUGGCUCUACUGCUGGGCAGAACAUGGCCUCUCUUCCCAGUCUUCCACCAGUUCCUGGAGUCCAAGUACAGGGGGAUGAAUAAGGAUCAGUGGUAUAACGUUCUGGAGUUCAGCAGGACCAUCAGCGCAGACCUCAGUAACUACGAUGAAGAUGGAGCUUGGCCAGUGCUGCUAGAUGAGUUUGUGGAAUGGCAGAAAGCUUGGUCAGCAUCAUAGCAGACGACAUCACCACACCAAAAAGGAGAAGGAGGGAGAAAAAUCAAAAACCACAAACACAGGAGGAAUCUCUUCAUCGCUAAAGAAAAAAGUAAAAACGCCAGUUUCAGAUCUCACCAACACACACAAACGCACACAAAUAUGGACUACAGAAUCAUCCCUGUGGACUCUGGGUACACUCACAUCCCUUCAGAGAUUGUCUCUGUGCAUCGUCAGCCAACUGUUGUCAAGAGGCCUUCUCUCACUGAGUAGACUUUUUAUAGUGUUAAUUUGGAGAAAAGAAACGUGGAGAAAAAGUUCCUAAAAUAAGAGAACAAACCAAAAAAAAGAACUGUGGAAAGCUGUGGAAUUUAUGUUUUCUUGAUAAUAAUUUUUUUUUUUUCCCAUUUUGUGUCUUGUUUUUAGAUGUUUUCACAGUAAUAAAAAGGAAAUGGAAAAUGUGACGAGCUGCUUCUCAAUAAUUGGUGGAACCUAUAGGUUUCAUUCACCAAACACUUUGUAAAUACACAAACAGUAUGUAUCACAGUGACAUGUGACCUGGGAUCCCUGAAGAAGACACUUGAGGACUGAAUUUGCUGUCUGUCGUAGAUGUCAGUCCUCCGACCCAGAGGCCUUCGAGUGUUGGGUCGGGCAGAGAUCACUUCACUCGCUUUACCUUGUCGAUCCCGAGCUUGAACUCGCUCUGAGUACAGUGAUACACUUAGUCAAGCGCCGGCUGCUGGACUUUAAUGCUGAUUGUCACCGAAAUGAUGUAAGUCGAUUGAAAUGAAGGGAAGGAAACAUGUGAACACCAAUAAUGUAAUGAGUGUUUGUAUCCCACCGUCUGUGGUUAAGUUGUUGCAAAAUCACACGGUAAAUUAUCCAGGUAGACAUCUGACUUCCUAAUUGCUUUGUAGUGUUGAUGUACAUACCAAAACUGUAUUUAUAUCAACAAUGUUGUAAAUAUUUGAGGAUUUCAAUGAUUCAGUGGUAUAGUCCUUUUAAUGCAAGAUUUCUGCAGGGUCUUGAAAAGUCUUAAAGCACUGAAUUUAGUUUCCUCCAAAAAGGCCUUAGAAGGCAUUUAAAAAGUCUAGAAUUUAAUGUACAAGUCUUGAAUACUGUCUCUUGCCUGCUGUGGACAGCAACGUUCGUUUCAGUAUCUGGUUGCAGGCUGUCGUCGUACACCUAUAAACUAAAAGUAAGGUAGUUGUGACAGUGGAUUCGGAUCACAGGAGGGUGUUCAGUCCCUUUUU
Molecule: messenger RNA, 2171 nt
Organism: Xiphias gladius (swordfish)
Lineage: Eukaryota; Metazoa; Chordata; Actinopteri; Istiophoriformes; Xiphiidae
Gene: dcun1d5
Product: DCN1, defective in cullin neddylation 1, domain containing 5 (S. cerevisiae)
Exons: 10
Coding region: 244-939 (231 amino acids)
Biological process (GO): positive regulation of ubiquitin-protein transferase activity; protein neddylation
Cellular component (GO): ubiquitin ligase complex
Molecular function (GO): ubiquitin conjugating enzyme binding; ubiquitin-like protein binding; cullin family protein binding
Source: RefSeq, a predicted model, not a curated record